Molecule: messenger RNA, 1503 nt
Organism: Purpureocillium lilacinum
Lineage: Eukaryota; Fungi; Ascomycota; Sordariomycetes; Hypocreales; Ophiocordycipitaceae
Biological process (GO): mitotic DNA damage checkpoint signaling; protein phosphorylation
Cellular component (GO): nucleus
Molecular function (GO): protein serine/threonine kinase activity; ATP binding
Source: RefSeq, a predicted model, not a curated record
AUGGCGUCCGUAUCCUUUGAGGGCAUGUUCCAGCAGCCCAUCCCGCCCGUCGACGUCCGAACAGAGGAGACAGAGGUCAUGGAGGACGACGACAACGCCGCACAACAAGCCACCGAGAGCGCCCAGCCGGAAGACGAGGACGACGAGGGGCUGGACCAAGACCAAGAGGAGGAAGAUGACGACGAUGACGAGGCUUCAGACGAGGAGCAAAUUGAGAGCAGUGUCCAGGCCGACAUGGACAAGCUGACCGAGGACUUUCCCGGCUUCCGGGACAAGUACCGCCUGAUAAAACGCAUCGGCGAGGGGACCUUUUCCACAGUCUUCAAGGCCGAGGACCUCGACUACGGUCGCUACGAUAACAGCUGGGACCUCGAGGACGACGCGUCCAAGUGGACGCCCCCGCCGCUCAAGCGCCAGCAGCAACAACAAAACCACCAACGGCGGCAAGCCUCCUCCCCUCCACGGCGGCCGAAGCGCCCGCGAUACGUCGCCAUCAAGAAGAUCUACGUGACGUCGAGCCCUGCGCGCAUCCUCAACGAGCUCGAGCUGCUCCACGACCUCCGCCGAUGCCCCUCGGUCUGCCCGCUCAUCACCGCCUUCCGCGAGACAGACCAGGUCGUCGCCAUCCUCCCCUACUUCCGCCACGGCGACUUCCGCUCCUACUUCCGCGACAUGACCAUCCCGGACAUCGUCAUCUACCUGCGCUCGCUCUUCACCGCCCUGCGCAGCGUCCACGCCCAUCGCAUCCUCCACCGCGACAUCAAGCCCACCAACUUCCUCUACGACCCCACCACCCAGCAUGGAGUCCUCGUUGACUUUGGCCUCGCCGAGCGCGAGGGCUCCGACUGCAAGCCCUGCCUGUGCCACGAGCCUCGCGAGGUCCGCAAGCAGCGCCAGGGCGCAUCCGCCUGGGCCCAGAUGACGGGCACGGCUGCCGGCGGCGCCCAGCCGGGAUAUCCCAAGACGGACACGCGCCCUUCCCGCCGAGCCAACCGCGCCGGCACCAGAGGCUUCCGCGCGCCUGAAGUGCUCUUCAAGUGCACCGAGCAGUCCACGGCCAUUGACAUCUGGUCCGUCGGCGUCAUCCUCCUCACCAUCCUGUCGAAGCGGUUCCCCUUCUUCAACUCGGCCGACGACGUCGAGGCCAUGAUCGAGAUUGCCACCAUCUUUGGCGCCAAGCGCAUGAAGGCGGCUGGCCUGCUCCACGGCUGCGUUUUCGAGACGACGAUCCCCACUAUUGGCACCCAGGGCUUCACCAUGGAGAAGAUCAUCCUCUGGAGCACCUGCCGCGGCGAGGACAAGCCCUUGACGAGGCACGAGCGCCUCGCCGUCCGCUUCCUCGAGCAGUGCAUGGAGCUGGAUCCUUCGCGCCGCAUCACGGCCGCCGAGGCGCUUGAGCACGAUUUUCUGGUCUUGUCCGAGGCGGACCUUGCCUAUAAGGAGCGGUCGGACCAGCUGCACGCCGUUUUGGAGGAGCAGAUGGGGCUUCGGCCUCGCACAUGA